AUGGCAGUUCUUCUCCGGCGUCUCGUUCAUCUCCUUCUCCUUCUCCUCCUCCUCGCCGCCGACGUGCCCAUCUUCUGCCGCGCAGCGCCGGCGGCGGACGCCACCGCGAUGGCCUCCAUCGCCCAUUCCCUGACCGGCGUCCCAUCGAAUUGGGUUCCAGGUAACGAUCCUUGCAACCCAAAAUGGGAUUUUGUAAGCUGCACCGCCGGCCGUGUCGUCUCCCUCAACCUCGGCAACCUAUCCCUCUCCGGCGUGCUCUCCGAAUCCAUCAAUGGCCUUGUUGCCCUCACUUCCCUUCAACUCCAACACAACAACAUCUCCGGCCCUCUCCCAUCCUUCUCCUCCCUCUCAAAUCUCCAGCAAUUGCUUUUAGAUUUCAACUCCUUCUCCUCCGUCCCUGAUGAUUUCCUCUCCGGUUUCACCGCCAUUCGGUUAAUCAACCUUGACUCCAAUCCCUUCGUUCCUUGGUCGAUAUCCAAUGCGGCAAAUGUUUGUGUGAAUCUUCAAAGGUUUUCGGCUAUGAGAGCUAACAUGAUCGGUACCAUUCCGGAGUUUUUCGGCUCGUUUUCGUUCUUGCAGUAUUUGAGGCUUCCUUAUAAUGAUCUCUCCGGGGUUAUUCCUGUGUCAUUGGUUGGAUUGAAGAAACUCAGAUAUGUUGAUUUCACUGGCAAUAAUCUCAGUGGGGUGGUGCCAAAUUUCAGCCCUAAUGUCACCUUGAUGGUGUCUGGGAAUCCUUUUCUUGUGCAUGAUGAAAAUGGAAGUGGAAGUGGAAGUGGAGGCAGUCCUGCUCCUUCUCCUUCUCUGGUAGUAAGUCCUCUUCCAUCAUUCAAUCCUAUUACUCCACCAUUCAAUCCUAUUAUACAUAAGCCCCCUCCUCUUCCUGCACCGCCUAGAAGCCCUUUACGGCCACCACCACCACCAGAUGUGCAUAGAUUGCAUCCUUUGUCUGCCGGAAGGGGAGAAAGAAAUUUGAUAUGA
Messenger RNA from Dioscorea cayenensis subsp. rotundata (Guinea yam), 978 nucleotides. RefSeq names its product receptor-like kinase TMK4. The transcript has 2 exons. The record is from RefSeq and is a predicted model, not a curated record. Lineage: Eukaryota; Viridiplantae; Streptophyta; Magnoliopsida; Dioscoreales; Dioscoreaceae. Bases 1 to 978 code for a protein of 325 amino acids. Gene Ontology annotation, molecular function: protein binding.